AUGCGUUUCCGGGUUUUCUCACUGGAAUUUUGCAUUUUCUUUUGCUGCAUUAUCUUCUCCAGCCAAGCUAGAUUUCACUACCAUUCAAAGCACAAACAUUUUCAGACACUUCACCAAAUUUUACAGCCCCCUUCUCCUCCACCUGAGCCAGCCAGGCAAACCAAAGAUGGGAAUUCAUCUAUAUCUACCAUCAUUUUCGAUGUAAGAACAUUUGGUGCUAUCGGGGAUGGCACCACAGAUGACACGGAAGCAUUCAAGAGAGCAUGGGCCACAGCCUGCCAAGUUAAUUACCCGGUUUUGCUCGUUCCUUAUGGGUACUCCUUCAUGAUCCAAUCUACAAUUUUCACAGGUCCUUGUCAAAACGGGUUCGUGUUUCAGGUUGAUGGUGCUCUUAUGCCACCUGAUGGACCUGAGUCAUGGCCACAGAAUAAUAGUAGGCGCCAGUGGUUGGUCUUCUACAGAGUUGCUGAAUUUUCACUGCAAGGAGGGGGUCUUAUCAAUGGGAGAGGAGAGAAAUGGUGGAGUCUUCCCUGCAAACCCCACAGGGGAAUGAAUGGAACAACACUGCCAGGACCAUGUGAUAGCCCAAUUGCCAUAAGGUUCUUCAUGAGCUCCAACUUGACUAUACAAGGACUUAAAGUCAAGAACAGCCCCCAAUUUCACUUCAGAUUUGAUAACUGCAAGAAUGUCCAUGUCGAGUCUAUAUACAUAUCGUCUCCUGCCCUAAGUCCCAACACCGACGGGAUUCACAUAGAGAACACAAAUGGGGUUCAAAUUCAUAAUUCAGUGAUCUCCAAUGGUGAUGAUUGCGUAUCAAUCGGAUCAGGCUGCUACGAUGUAGACAUAAGGAACAUCACUUGUGGACCUAGUCAUGGAAUCAGCAUCGGGAGUUUAGGCAAACGCGGCUCGAGAGCCUGUGUUUCUAACAUAACAGUCAGAGACUCAGUCAUAAAAAGUUCAGACAAUGGGGUUAGGAUCAAAACAUGGCAAGGUGGAUCAGGAGCUGUUUCGGGAGUGACAUUUAGUAAUAUUCAUAUGGACAACGUUAGGAACCCAAUCAUUAUAGACCAGUUUUACUGCCUCACCAAAGGCUGCACCAACCAAACCUCAGCUGUUAUUGUCUCGAACAUUUUGUACACAAACAUAAAGGGAACCUAUGAUGUUCGAAGCCCACCGAUGCGUUUUGCCUGCAGCGACUUGGUCCCAUGUGCUAACUUAACCUUAUCAGAAGUAGAGCUUCUUCCUGGUCAGGGAGACUUGGUUUUGGAUCCAUUCUGUUGGAAUGCCUAUGGAGACUUGCAGACAUUGAUAAUUCCACCAGUGUCCUGCUUGUUUGAGGGCAUUCCUCAAUCCGUCACGGAGAAUGAAUUAAUGGGUCAUUGCUGA
This is a messenger RNA of Malania oleifera, 1386 nucleotides long. RefSeq names its product polygalacturonase At1g48100. Gene Ontology annotation, biological process: carbohydrate metabolic process. NCBI's taxonomy places the organism in Eukaryota, Viridiplantae, Streptophyta, Magnoliopsida, Santalales, Ximeniaceae. The record is from RefSeq and is a predicted model, not a curated record. The transcript has 6 exons. Gene Ontology annotation, molecular function: polygalacturonase activity. Bases 1 to 1386 code for a protein of 461 amino acids.